CCCGCGCCCUCCAGCCCGGCGCUCGGCUGCUGACGCCGCGGCCGCGGCCUGAGACUGAUCCAGAAGAAAUGGCUACAGCAAUUAGAGAGGUGGGAGUUUGGAGACAGACCAGAACUCUCCUAUUGAAGAAUUAUCUAAUUAAAUGCAGGACUAAAAAAAGUAGUGUUCAGGAAAUUCUAUUUCCAUUAUUUUUUUUAUUUUGGUUAAUAUUAAUUAGCAUGAUGCAUCCGAAUAAGAAAUAUGAAGAAGUGCCUGAUAUGGAACUUAACCCUAUGGACAAAUCCCUCAUUUCACACCUAAUUCUUGGUUACACUCCAGUGAUUAAUGUUACAAGAAACAUCAUGCAGAUGGUUUCUACGGAGCACCUGUCAGAUGUUAUAAUUACUGAAGAAUAUACAACAGAAAAAGAAUUGAUAGCAUCCAGUCUUUCUAAGCCCAGCAACUUUGUCGGUGUGGUUUUCAAAGACUUCAUGUCCUAUGAACUCCGUUUUUUUCCUGAUAUGAUUCCAGUAGCUCCUAUUUAUAUGGAUUCAAGAGCUGGCUGUUCAAAAUCAUGUGAGGCUGCUCAGUACUGGACCUCAGGGUUCACAGUUUUACAAGCAUCCAUAGAUGCUGCCAUUAUACAGUUGAAGACCAAUGUUUCUCUUUGGAAGGAGCUGGAGUCAACUAAAGCUGUUAUUAUGGGAGAAACUGCUGUUGUAGAAAUAGAUACCUUCCCCCGAGGAGUAAUCUUAAUAUACCUAGUUAUAGCAUUUUCACCUUUUGGAUACUUUCUGGCAAUUCAUAUUGUAGCAGAAAAAGAGAAAAAGUUAAAAGAGUUUUUAAAGAUAAUGGGACUUCAUGACACUGCCUUUUGGCUUUCCUGGGUUCUUCUGUAUACAAGUUUGAUUUUUCUUAUGUCCCUCAUUAUGGCAGUCAUUGCAACAGCUUCUUCGUUAUUUCCUCAGAGUAGCUGCGUUGUGAUAUUUCUACUUUUUUUCCUGUAUGGAUUAUCAUCUGUAUUUUUUGCUUUAAUGCUGACACCUCUUUUUAAAAAAUCAAAACAUGUGGGAAUAGUUGAAUUUUUAGUCACUGUGGCUUUUGGAUUUAUUGGUCUUUUGAUAGUCCUCAUGGAAAAUUUUCCCAAGUCACUAGUGUGGCUGUUCAGUCCCUUCUGUCAGUGUACUUUUUUAAUUGGUAUUGCACAGGUCAUGCAUUUAGAAGAUUUUAAUGAAGGUGCUUUAUUUUCUAAUUUGACCGAAGGCCCAUAUCCUCUAAUUAUCACUAUUAUCAUGCUAGCACUUAAUAGUAUAUUUUAUGUCCUCUUGGCUGUGUAUCUUGAUCAAGUCAUUCCAGGGGAAUUUGGCUUACGGAGAUCAUCUUUAUAUUUUCUGCAGCCAUCUUAUUGGUCAAAGAGCAAAAGAAAUUAUAAGGAGCUAUCAGAGGGCAAUGUUAAUGGAAGUAUUAGUUUUAGUGAAAUUGUUGAGCCUGUUUCUUCAGAAUUCAUAGGAAAAGAAGCCAUUAGAAUCAGUGGUAUUCAGAAGACCUACAGAAAGAAAGGUGAAAAUGUGGAAGCUUUGAGAAAUUUGUCAUUUGACAUAUAUGAAGGUCAGAUCACUGCAUUGCUUGGCCACAGUGGGACAGGAAAGAGCACACUGAUGAAUAUUCUUUGUGGACUCUGCCCACCUUCUGAUGGGUUUGCAUCAAUAUAUGGACACAGAGUCUCAGAAAUAGAUGAAAUGUUUGAAGCAAGGAAAAUGAUCGGCAUUUGUCCACAGUUAGAUAUACAUUUUGAUGUUUUGACAGUAGAAGAAAACUUAUCCAUUUUGGCUUCAAUCAAAGGAGUACCGGCCAAUAAUGUAAUACAAGAAGUGCAGAAGGUUUUACUGGAUUUAGACAUGCAGGCUAUCAAAGAUAACCAAGCCAAAAAGCUAAGUGGUGGUCAAAAAAGAAAACUCUCAUUAGGAAUUGCUGUUCUUGGGAAUCCAAAGAUACUACUGCUAGAUGAACCAACAGCUGGAAUGGACCCCUGUUCUCGUCAUAUUGUUUGGAAUCUUCUAAAAUACAGAAAAUCAAAUCGGGUGACAGUGUUUAGUACUCAUUUCAUGGAUGAAGCUGACAUUCUUGCUGAUAGAAAAGCUGUCAUAUCACAAGGAAUGUUGAAAUGUGUUGGUUCUUCAAUUUUUCUCAAAAGUAAAUGGGGAAUUGGCUACCGCCUGAGUAUGCACAUAGACAGGUACUGUGCCACAGAAUCUCUUUCUUCCCUGGUUAAACAACAUAUACCUGGAGCUACUUUACUACAACAAAAUGACCAACAGAUUGUAUAUAGCUUGCCUUUCAAGGACAUGGACAAAUUUUCAGGUUUAUUUUCUGCUCUAGAUACUCAUUCAAAUUUAGGUGUUAUUUCUUAUGGUGUCUCAAUGACAACUUUGGAAGAUGUAUUCUUAAAGCUUGAAGUUGAAGCAGAAAUUGACCAAGCAGAUUACAGUGUAUUUUCUCAGCAGCCACCAGAGGAAGAAAUAGAUUCAAAAUCUUUUGAUGAAAUGGAGCAGAGCUUCCUUAUUCUUUCUGAAACCAAAGCUUCGCUAGUGAGCUCCAUGAGCCUUUGGAAACAACAGGUGUAUACAAUAGCAAAGUUUCACAUCCUUAACUUGAAACGUGAAAGUAAAUCAGUGAGAUCUGUGUUGCUUCUGCUUUUGGUAUUUUUUGCAGUUCAGAUUUUUAUGUUUUUGGUACAUCAUUCUUUUAAAAGUGCUGUGGUUCCUGUCAAACUUGUUCCAGACUUAUAUUUACUAAAACCUGGAGAUAAACCUGACAAAUACAAAACAGAUCUGCUUCUUCAAAAUUCUACUGACUCAGAUAUCAAUGAUUUUAUUAACUUUUUAACGAACCAGAGCAUAAUGGUGACGAUGUUUAAUGACAGUGACUAUGUCUCUGCUGCUCCUCAUAGUGCGGCUUUAAAUGUGAUGAAUUCAGAAAAGGACUAUGUUUUCACAGCUGUUUUCAACAGUACUAUGGUUUAUUCUUUGCCUGUAUUGAUGAAUAUCAUUAGUAACUACUAUCUUUAUCGCGAAAAUGUGACUGAGAGCAUCGAGGUCUGGAAUACCCCAUUCUUUCAAGAAAUUAAGGACAUAGUUUUUAGAAUUGAGCUGUAUUUUCAAGCAGCUUUACUUGGAAUCAUUGUUACUGCGAUGCCACCUUAUUUUGCCAUGGAAAAUGCAGAGAAUCAUAAGAUUAAAGCUUAUACUCAACUUAAACUUUCAGGUCUUUUGCCAUCUGCAUAUUGGAUUGGACAAGCUAUUGUUGAUAUACCCUUAUUUUUUAUUGUUCUUACUUUGAUGCUGUCAAGUUUAUUUGCCUUUCAUUAUGGAUUAUAUUUUUAUGCUGUAAAGUUCCUUUCUGUGGUUUUUUGCCUUAUUGGUUAUGUUCCAUCAGUUAUUUUGUUUACUUAUAUUACAUCUUUCUCUUUUAAAAAAAUUUUAAAUACCAAAGAAUUCUGGUCGUUUAUCUAUUCUGUGACAGCGUUGGCAUGCAUUGCUAUCACCGAAAUAACUUUCUUCAUGGGAUAUACAGUUACAGCUGUUCUUCACUAUACCUUUUGCAUAGUCAUUCCAAUCUAUCCACUUCUGGGUUGCCUGAUUUGUUUCAUAAAGAUUUCUUGGAAAAAUAUUCAAAGAAAUGGAGUCAUCUAUAAUCCAUGGGACAGGCUGUUGGUGGCGGUUAUAGCGCCGUACCUGCAGUGUGUCCUAUGGAUUUUCCUCUUACAGUACUAUGAAAAAAAGCAUGGAGGCAGGUCAAUAAGAAAGGAUCCCUUUUUCAGGAUCUUUUCAGCAAAGCCCAAAAUUAGGAAGUUUCCAGAACCACCAGUCACUGAGGACGAAGAUGAAGAUGUCAAAGCUGAAAGACUGAAGGUCAAAGAGCUGAUGAGCUGCCAGUAUUGUGAGGAGAAACCAGCCAUUAUGGUCAGCAAUUUGCAUAAGGAAUAUGAUGACAAGAAAGAUUUUCUUCUUACAAGAAAAGUAAAGAAAGUGGCAACUAAAUACGUCUCUUUCUGUGUGAAAAAAGGAGAGAUCUUGGGACUUUUGGGUCCAAAUGGUGCAGGCAAAAGCACAAUUAUUAACCUUCUGGUUGGUGAUAUUGAACCAACUUCAGGCCAGGUAUUUCUAGGAGAUUAUUCUUCAAACUCAACGGAUGGUGAUGAUUCCAAUAAGUGUAUGGGAUACUGUCCUCAGAUAAAUCCAUUGUGGCCAGACAUUACAUUGCAGGAACAUUUUGAAAUUUAUGGAGCUGUGAAAGGAAUGAGUGCAAGUGACAUGAAAGAAGUCAUAAAUAGAAUAACAAAUGCACUUGAUUUAAAAGAACAUCUUCAGAAAACUAUAAAGAAACUACCUGCAGGAAUCAAGCGAAAGUUGUGUUUUGCUCUGAGUAUGCUGGGGAAUCCUCAGGUUACUCUGCUAGAUGAACCCUCUACAGGUAUGGAUCCUAAAGCGAAACAGCAUAUGUGGCGAGCAAUUCGAACUGCAUUUAAAAACAAAAAGCGGGCUGCUGUGCUUACCACUCACUACAUGGAGGAGGCAGAGGCUGUCUGUGACCGCGUGGCUGUCAUGGUGUCUGGGCAGUUGAGAUGCAUCGGGACAGUCCAACAUUUGAAGAGUAAAUUUGGAAAAGGCUAUUUUUUGGAAAUUAAAUUAAAGGACUGGAUAGAAAACCUAGAAAUAGACCGCCUUCACAGAGAAAUUCAGUAUAUUUUCCCAAAUGCAAGCCGUCAAGAAAGUUUUUCUUCUAUUUUGGCUUACAAAAUUCCUAAGGAAGAUGUUCAGUCCCUUUCACAAUCUUUUUCUAAGCUGGAAGAAGCUAAACAUACUUUUGCCAUUGAAGAAUAUAGCUUUUCUCAAGCAACACUGGAACAGGUUUUUGUAGAACUCACAAAAGAACAAGAGGAAGAAGACAAUAGUUGUGGAACUUUAAACAGCACACUUUGGUGGGGAAGAACACAGGGAGACAGAGUGGUAUUUUGAAUUUAUAUUGUUCAGUUUGCUUACCGUAUUGACUUUUUUCCACUUUAUUUUAACAUUGGUUUAAAAGGUUUAUUAUUUGAGUGGUGACUGGAGAAACCAUGAAAGCUCUUGGGAUUUUCCUAAGUUCCCUUAAUUGAAAUGCUGUGGUUUUGUGUUUUGCUUUUCUUUAAAUAAAACUUAUGUAUAAUUAAUUGGAACAUCAUGUUGUAUCUGAAGUAUAUUGAACUAAUCUGUAUGUAAAGUUGAAUAUUUACUCUUUCACCUUUCUGAAACAAUACUCCUGAAUUUAUGGCUUAAGGAAGUAAUAGUAGAAUUAUUUUGAGCAGUUAUCUUUAUUUUUACAUUGACACCAUCUUGUUACAUACUGUCCCAAUCUAAAUAAAAGUACCGAAUACAUAAAGAACAGAUAGAAAAGAAACAUAAACUAAAAAUUUCUUGUUUCUCAUUCUUAAUUUCUGAAAGAAACUUUGAGUGCGAGUUGGCUUUCUAAAAAGCUGAAGCAUAAACUCUCAGCGCAGAUAGAGGUUUGUAGAAAGUGACGUCCAAUAGGAGAUGUUCAUCAGUUCAGUAAGUGUAAUAGGACCUUGUUCUGUUAAAUGGGUGACUUAGGUAUUUGGAGUUAUAUUUCUUUUGCCUGUAGUAGAUUUGGCAGUGUUUUAAUUAUUAUAAUUAAAGAAAGAUUGUGGCUGGAAUCUCUAUGUAGUAGUCUGAUUCUUUGUAGCUAGAAUGAUAGGAUCUUCCUUUCUUAUCCACCCUUUGUGGAAGAUAUAAAUUUUUUGCCCUCUUCGUUCUGAAGGGCACAUUUUGUUUUACUCUAGAAUAAAAUAAUUUUUUGGUUAUCACUUUUAUUGGUAAAGUUUAUUUGAUUAUCUCUCUCCUCUACAAAGUUUUGAGUAGAUGAGUGUGUAGAUUUAUUUAGUAACUCACCUCAAACUCACUUUGGAAUGUGGUGGGAUAUAAAUGAAGUUUGAGGGAGUAAAUUAAGGAUCAACAGAAAACUAUACAGAAUGCUCUUUAAUAAGAAACCAGAAUUUCACUCUGUGAGAGAGUCGAAGUAAGACUAUGGUUAAGGAAAUCUUAGAACUCUUAAAAAUACUUCUGUAGAACCCAGGUAUGGACUAUAGACAUAAUAUAGUAUAAAUAAUACUAGUUGACAUUAUAUUUCAACAAGCUAAGUCAAAAUAUUGACUCUUCAAAAACAAGUAAAUUGAAAGUGUGAUUAUUGCAUUACCAAGAGUCUUACAGAACAACAGAAGGAUUUGGUACUGAGUUAAUUUAAUGACCUUUUAAUUAUGAAGUUAUUAUUUACAUAGCUAAUACUUAGUGAGCUCCUAGCUCUACUGUGUAAAAAGACAUCUGUAAUUUUAGGUUCUAGCAGUUGGUUUAAAAUAGUGUUCCUUUCUCAGUCUCAGGACAAGGUGUAUGAUGUCAUUUCCUUCCCUUGCUUUGGCUACUGCCAUAGACAUUGCUAAAAGAUACCUGCUUUACCAGCUGUUUGAGAGGUCUUCUAACUAAUCUAAAUGAGCUGUCAUACAAUCUCUGCUUGGAUUUUAUAACCACAGCUAAAUUAUUCUUGUAAGAUUUCAUUUUAAUCUUGAAUUAUCAGGUCACAGCCUCAUAUUGCAAAACUUUGAGAUUCUUCCCUUGAGAACCUCACUUUUACAUCUUUAAGAAAAGUUACAACUUUUACUAAACUUUAGUAGAGCAUGAGAAAUACCAUUCAAGAUGCAUUUGAAAGAAAAUCUUUACCUUUACAGAUAAAUUAAUAAAGGGCACACCGCAUUUUCUAAGCAAAUCAUUACUAAAUGGUGCCAUAAGUUUAGACAUCUCUUAGUAUCCAAUACUCAAAUAGAUACCUUGGGCUUCUCUUUUGGGUUGUGUUUUUGAAGCUCUCUAUUACCUUAAACACUUGACCUCAGCGUAAGAAACCUAAGUAUCUGUAGUUUACUAGGGCAGGCACUGGAAAGGUAGAUUUUUAGAACUCCACCAGACCAAGGAAGAUUUGUGUUACUUUAGACUAGAGUGUGACUGACAUAGAACGUAAUCUGCCAUUGGGUCUCCUUCACUUUAGAUCUGUGAAUGUGUGAUCAAUGCAAAGUAAAUUUUCUUUUUCUUUAAAGCUGAGAUUAUACUGACUAGUCAAAAUACUUUUAAUCUAUGUUGGUCAUUCAGUUACUUUGCAAUUAUUGUGCUCUUAGGACAAUAAGGAAAGUUUCGUUAAUUUUUUUAGUUCUUACAUACUGAGACUGAAUAUGUUAUAAUUUAUUUGUAGGAAUGUUCUGUUUCCUUAUUCACAGUAAUAAAAAAAAUUUCCUAUUCAGAAGUAUAAUUUAACUAAACACUUAGGAAAGCAGUGGAAAGUGAGGUGGGAAGAAAAGGAGACAGGAAGUCAAAUGUGAAGUUUAUUUACAGUAUAUAGUUCAUGGUUUUAAAUACAUAUUACCUUAUUUCAAAAUGUCUUAAAUUACACAUGUCAAAACUUUCUAUAGCAUUACAAAUAAAUGUAAGGCAAAAGUUGAAAAAACAACUUACAUUUUUCAUUCACAUUCAAAUGUUAAAAGACCAGACUUUACCGAGUGACUGUGGUUCCUGACUAAUAAAGCAAACCUGUCUGCAGUGAUUAGGAGCCAAGCAAAAACAAAAAAUGAAAAACUUUAUGAUGAGUGGACUUUACAUUUCACUUUGUGGGCUCUUAACAUUUUUUUCCAGAGCUCAGUAAAAGAUUAUAGGUUUUCAUUAAAAACAUUAUUUUCUUUUAAACAGAUACAGAUAAUGAUUUUAACCAUUUAACUUUUUAUAGUAAGUUAAUUCAACAGUUAAUGGCUGUUUCAAGCAGUGGAUUCUUUGGAUAGAAAGAUUAUCAGUUUCGCAUCUUACUGUAUUAGGAGGCAUGUAGAUACUUAAAUAACUAUAAUAUAAUAUAACAAAUGCUUUGCUAAUGGUCCUAACAAAAAAAUAUUGGAGCACAAUUCUAUUUAGGUGAAAUGUUGUUACUGGUUUGUGAUGGGCACAUUUCAUUCUGAUUGUACUCUGAAUUUGUCAUACUUACUUUCAUGUAGCACAUAAAUAGGCAUUAAUUUUUGAAAAAUAGAAAUGCUUAUCCUUAAUGUAUUUUUAAUAAUACUAACAUUGAGUUUUCAUUUUCUUUCCUAAAAUAACAUAUUACAUACAAUGAAAGAAUUUAUUCUCAGGUGAAUAAUUUUUAUAUCAGCUAUUCUUAUAAGGUAAAAGUUUACUUAUUUUUUAUUUCUAACAUGUUACCUAUAAGUAAAUAUCAAUGAUAUCCUUUAAGAAAAAUAAAUAUGACUAUAUUAUUAGUAAUAUGCUUUAACAAUUGAAAAUUGACGACAACCCUUCAUUUUGUAUAUUGAAAUGGAUUCUUUGUUAUUUAAUACAGAUAAAUGAAUAAUGAGUGACUCAUUAAAAAUGAAAAAAUCCUGGCACUAAAAUUGUAAUUAUUUCAAGUAUCUGAGGGGAGUUUUCAAGUGAAGAAGGAACAUUGACAAUGUUUUAAUUCACCUUCAUAUUUUAAAUUUAAAUUUGGCAUUCUUAUAGAUUUUUUA
Messenger RNA from Talpa occidentalis (Iberian mole), 8560 nucleotides. It is a transcript of the gene ABCA5, whose product is annotated as ATP binding cassette subfamily A member 5. Gene Ontology annotation, cellular component: membrane; intracellular membrane-bounded organelle. NCBI's taxonomy places the organism in Eukaryota, Metazoa, Chordata, Mammalia, Eulipotyphla, Talpidae. The record is from RefSeq and is a predicted model, not a curated record. Gene Ontology annotation, molecular function: ATP binding; ABC-type transporter activity; lipid carrier activity. The transcript is spliced from 39 exons. Bases 69 to 4997 code for a protein of 1642 amino acids. Gene Ontology annotation, biological process: transmembrane transport; lipid transport.